Lachancea thermotolerans CBS 6340 is the source of this 720-nucleotide messenger RNA. RefSeq names its product Rrf1p (gene RRF1). Gene Ontology annotation, biological process: translation. The transcript has a single exon. Bases 1 to 720 code for a protein of 239 amino acids. The record is from RefSeq and is a predicted model, not a curated record. Gene Ontology annotation, cellular component: mitochondrion. NCBI's taxonomy places the organism in Eukaryota, Fungi, Ascomycota, Saccharomycetes, Saccharomycetales, Saccharomycetaceae. Gene Ontology annotation, molecular function: ribosomal large subunit binding.
AUGCUCGCAAGUGUUAAACUUGUCAGUCCGUUAUACAGAGUAUUGUCUCAGAAGGGCGUACAAUUUAGACAAUUUCAAACUUGCUAUAACUUGUUGAAAAAAGCUAGCAAGAAAUCAGGGAAGGGCAAGAUAGAUGAAGAGGAGCCUACUGAAGUCGUGGAUGUUAAGCAAUAUGUUCUAAAGGCCAAAACACAGUUCAGCGUAACGCUGGAUUUACACAAGAAGAAGCUCAGCGAAAUCAGGGCCGGGUCCGCGAGCCCUAGCAUAUUUGAUAAACUUUCAGUCGGUAAGGAAAAUAGCAAGUUCACCGAUGUUGCUACCACCUCUAUGAAAGGCAAAAACAGCUUAAUAGUGACAGUUUUUGAUCCUAAGGACACUAAGUCUGUCGUCAGCAGUAUUUUGGCAGCUGGGCUCAACUUGAAUCCUGAAAAGAUACCCAACAACGAUCAACAACUGAAGAUCUCCCUACCGCCACCAACAACUGAGACACGUAAGCAGACCUGCAAGCAGCUAAAGGAAGUUUUUGAAGAGUUCAAAAAUUCUGCAAAUAAGAACUCGUUAGGUCAUAUUAGAGGCGACAUCCUUAAACAACUGAAAAAUAUUGACAAGAAAAAUGAUUCAGUGAAAAAAGUUAUUCAGGACCUUGACAAGCUUCACAAAGAGUAUACAAACACUCUUCAGGAACAGUUGAAGCAAGCCGAGAAAAAUGUCUUAGGAUGA